Molecule: messenger RNA, 771 nt
Organism: Cryptomeria japonica (Japanese cedar)
Lineage: Eukaryota; Viridiplantae; Streptophyta; Pinopsida; Cupressales; Cupressaceae
Product: RING-H2 finger protein ATL11-like
Exons: 1
Coding region: 1-771 (256 amino acids)
Source: RefSeq, a predicted model, not a curated record
AUGGUGAGAUUAGUUGCAUUGUUGCUCGGAGAAAGCAAUCUGAUGUCUGUUACGUCAUUCACAGUAGUGGCUUUGGCAGCCAACAACGAUACUAAUAAUUCCAACAGUGGCUCCUACGACUAUAAGCUCGUGCUCAAUCUCUCCCUGCCAUUCAUCGUCUUGCUGGUGUUCGUCUUCAUUUUGUUAAUGUGUUUUUUCUCUAUCUGCUCCCGACGCCGAAACUCGAACUGGGACAGCAGAGGAGAGGGCUGGAAUGGUCAGAAUAUUAUGGAGAUCAUCAACUGGGAAGCAGCCCGGGGUCUGGAGCGGGCUGUUAUCGAGAGCUUUCCCAUUUUAAGCUACAGUAGGGUGAAGGGUCUCAAAGGGCCUGCUAAGUGCUCCGAGUGCGUGGUCUGUCUCACCGACUUCGCGGAGGACGAGAUGCUGCGGUUACUCCCCAAGUGCAGCCAUGCUUUCCAUCCGGAGUGUAUUGACGGAUGGCUCGUCACGCACACGUCUUGCCCGGUCUGCCGGACGAGCCUUGUGCCCGUGAACGACUCCAUUUCCACGCCCACUGACUUCGGUUUAGUUGAACCGCACGCGUUUCCCGAGGAGGUCACGGUUGUUAUUGACAACGGAGCCGAAGUUAGCCUCCGUAGAGAUAUUUCCAACGAUGAACCCAGGAAGGGAGCUCCUUGUUAUGAUUUGAUAGAUUACUCGUUUGUUGAUGGGCAGAGACAGAGAAGAAGACGGGACAGUGCAGCGCUUGCAGGUGUCCUACAAACAUGGUGA